Ectocarpus sp. CCAP 1310/34 is the source of this 3713-nucleotide messenger RNA. The record is from the annotation of a GenBank genome assembly. NCBI's taxonomy places the organism in Eukaryota, Phaeophyceae, Ectocarpales, Ectocarpaceae.
AUGCCCAACGGCGGAAGAGCACGCGAGAGAGUAGCUGGAACAGCCGCCCCGGGUGCCUCCUUGGGACUCUCGACUCCGUCGGCGAAGAGGUCGAUUGGGCGCUUGGUUGAGCGCAUUUCUCUUAAGCUCGGGAACAACGACGUCAUGGAAACAGCGGGUGCUGCUGCUGCGAGAGAUGGGGACGGAGGGGGGAGGAGGGGGCAAUACGUGAGAACGUUUGAGGACGAGCAUCCUUGCAAGCAGCCUCUUCUGGUGAAGAGCUUCGACGGGGAUGUCGCCGCCGGUCGUCCGGCCGGCCUCCCCGGGGAGUUCAUCGGAGAUCACAGGCGUUCCGACAGCUGGAAGAUCGACGGCGCUGCCGAGCAGGGGCGCUACGACGCCGCUGAGGCGCGGGGGUACGGCCUCUACUCCCUCCACGCCGUCCUCGGGCAAGGAACCUUCGGCCGCAUCCACCUCGCCUCCUGGCGGCACCGCGGGGGUGGCCUUGCCGCCACAGCAUCAUCGCCCGCGUCGCUUGACGACCGCCCAUCGCCGCGCGGUGGGGGUGGGGGUGCAGCUGGAGCAGGGGUAGGCGCGGGAGAAAUACGAGAGAGGAGGACAACUCCACGUGCCAGAUAUAGGAUUUCCAGGGCUGCUGCUACCGCCGGGGAAGGUCCGGCUUCAGAGGCGUUGCCGGUGGGGUUCAGCGGGGCAGCGGCGGCGGGAGCGGGUACGCGGAGAGCAGACGGGCACCGCACACGCAGAUCGAUUCGGUAUCUUGCCGGGAGCGGGAGAUCGGCGGGGCGCAACAACAACAACUGCAGCAGUGGUGGUAGGAGUGACACGCGGCAUCGUUCGCUCUUGUCGGAGGACGGGGAGGUGUGGACGGGGCCGGGGGGGGAGGGCGGGGGCGCGCGGCUGAGACUCAGGGCGUUGAAGAGCGUCUGCAAGAGAAAGGUCACGGAGAAAGGGCUGGUGCGACACAUGGAAACCGAGCUGGCGGUGUUGAAGCAGUGCUCGCACCCGUUUAUCGUGUCGCUCAGCCCUGGAGGUCAGUUCCAGACAUCAGGACACCUUCACCUGGUGUUGAAUUAUUGUCCGGGCGGGGACCUGUUCUCUCUCCUGGCUCGAGUGGGACGAUUGCCUGAGGCGCAAGUGAAGGUGUGCGCGGCACAGCUGGCCCUAGCGCUGAGGCACCUCCAUAGCAAGCACAUCGCCUACCGAGAUCUCAAGCCCGACAACGUGUGCAUCGACGCCAGAGGCCAUGCAGUCCUGGUGGACUUCUCGUUGGCGAGAACAGGGUUGGACGCGGCCCCAGACGGAAAGACCUUUACCUUCUGCGGCAGCGCGGCGUACGCGGCGCCGGAAAUCAUCACCAAGGAAGGACACGACACGCGGGUGGACCUUUGGUCAUUGGGGUGCGUGGUGUUCGAGGCCCUGGUGGGAGAGCACCCCUUCCGACGCCCUCGGGGGGAGAAGGCGGACCACCGCCACCAGACCCAGGCUUUGUUCGACAGGAUCCAACGCGGCCGGCUAGAGUACCCCAAGUCGCUGUCGGCACCCUCCUUGUCGCUGCUCCGAGGACUCCUCUCGCUUAACCCGGAUGACCGCCCGGGCUUCUCCUCCUUCCCGCCAACGCCACCACCACCACCGCCGCCGACAACAGCACCGAGACAAAAAGAACAACACCAACACCCCCACGUAACGACAACCUUGGCACCAGCGACGACAACAGCGCCUCCCACCGACUCAGAACAGCCGGUCGCCGACGACGUGGGGAAGGGCAGAUGCUCCGGAGACACCCACGGGGAGGUGGCAGGCACAGCACCAAGCGGAGCGGGGGGGGCACCGCCGCUGUGCUUGAUGAACGAGGCGGGGGUGCGCGGGGGUGCGGCGGCGGCGGCGCGUAGGCCCGUGGCGCAGCAGAGCCCCUCCUCCGCGCGGACCGCUUCCCCGGGGGGGGCUAGGGCUAGGAGAGCAAGUUGCGGGGAGCGACCACCUGUCUUGCUCUUGGAGCACGUUUUUUUUAAAGGACUGCCGGGUUGGGGGGGGCCGGGGACGGGGGGCGCGUGGGAGGAUGCCAAGCUCGAGGGCUCGGCGGUGGCGGUGCCGGCCCUGUGCGACGUACUCGACGUGCGACAUUUCGAUUCAAGGUUCACUAGCCAAGCCGUGGAGUUGUCCUUGCAGGGACACCCUCACAAGGGCGGUCCGACCCCGGCAUUCGAAGACUUCGAGUGGCGAGAGGACAGCUGCAUCGAGUACGCGCAAGCAGCCGAGCGAAGCACCCCCGGCUUGUUGGAGAGCUUAGCGUCGGCGCUGUGGUGUUGAACAGCGAAAAUGCCGCCUCACGCUCCAACGGUGUAGGCGUGUCUGGCGUUUUAGUUCUUCGUGGGAAUUUAGGUUUGUCUCCUAUCUCGAUCAUAUGGCGUGGUCGGAUGGUCGACUUUUCACUCAGGACAUUAGAGAGUGGCCUUUAAGUUGCAUCAGGUAGGCCUCGGUGUACGCGCGCAGCCCCCUCCCUCUCCUCAAUUGCCCCGGAUCUUGGUACGAGGAUUGAGAUUCCCGUCCUGUUGACUGUGAACACCCAGCCGUCGUAGUUUGGCGAAGGUGCCUUGGCGGUGUCAUAGAGUGUGCGCUCUGCGUGCGAAAAGACGGCCACUUAAAGCUGCACCCAGCCCCAACGCCGCAGGCAAGAUUAUGCUGAAAGGUAAAUAGCGUUGUAGGUUGAACACGCAUUCCUGCAUGUCUCGAAGGUGAGCGAGGACUUCAGUGACCAAAUUACGUACGUACCAGGUACGCGUCUUUUGGCAACUUCUAGAACUGUAGUAUAGGUAGAGAGAGAGAGGAAAGGUGCCCGUAGUUUCCUGAUUGGCCAAUUUUUCUGGCCGGAAAUUUCCUGUGGUCCAAAACUCCGUGUUCGACCGGUGACGUCAAGCACGGUCAUGAGGUCGCCAUUCGGCGUGUGUUUCCAGACCGAGACACCCCACGACUGCCGGUUUAGCGUCGGGUCUGUUGAGUUUGUAGUCGGCCUCAUCCCCUGUGAGGGUGCCGCUUCGUUUGUCAGGUGGUGGAACGUUGCUACCUGUCUCGAGUCGGAGGACUCGAGCGAAGGGUUUUUGUACAGAUCGGGGGACGGCAAACUAGGGCGUAUGUAUAUGAAUAUCACGCGAUGGUCGUGCGCCUUGCUGUGGUUGCUUGUCAUGGCUGCUGCGGGAGAGGCAACACAAAAUAAUGUUGGCGUUGCCGUUGGACACCGUGUAUAUAUUUUUGUGUUGAAUCAGGGAUUGCGCUUCGGAUGGCUGUGGUUGGAUCGCACUUUUUGGGCAUGGGAGGUGCCAAUGCUGGCCGAACCACGGGGAUGUCGGUGUGAGAUAUAGUUUUUUUUUUGUUCCUGCGAGAGUGAAAUUUCCCGCAGUCGCUCCCUCAGGAUACGCGCCCUGUGUUGUCCCUACCUACGCUCAUAUUUAUAUAUGCUCAAUUACGCUCUAUUAUAUAUAUAUUUUGUCCAUAUUUCAUUUUUUUGUCCAUCGGAUCUGUACAAUGAUUCGUGGACGAAUUGCGGCGAUUCAUCCGUCCGACCAACCUCCUCGUGGAGAGCGUAGCCAACGUUAAUACUUUCCUGCGUGUCGUUUCAUCCCACGGGAGGGGUGUGAAACGGAGGAACCCGUUCCGUAGGCUUGUUUGCUUUGGGCGGGGAAUAUCGCAUUCGUGUAAGAAGCAUCCCGUGCGCAAUG